Molecule: messenger RNA, 647 nt
Organism: Notolabrus celidotus (New Zealand spotty)
Lineage: Eukaryota; Metazoa; Chordata; Actinopteri; Labriformes; Labridae
Exons: 5
Coding region: 200-553 (117 amino acids)
Biological process (GO): cellular response to nitrogen starvation; autophagy of mitochondrion; macroautophagy
Cellular component (GO): cytosol; autophagosome; autophagosome membrane
Molecular function (GO): ubiquitin protein ligase binding; GABA receptor binding
Source: RefSeq, a predicted model, not a curated record
UUGCAGUAUUUGUUGUUGUUUUUGUUGAGCAAUAGAACAGUCGACAUCUUUGACACAGAUCACAUUCCCUCACGUUAUAACUGUAUUUUUCAGCUUAAUUCACCACACAGGGUGUCGCUUUGAGAGAGCCGACGACUCAAGGGACCAGUGGAGUGUAUUUGUAUUCGUCUAUCUUAACGUGUUUCUGUCUUUCUUAAAGAUGGGCAGUCAGUACCAGCGCACAGUACCACUUGAGACGAGGAGAGCGGAGGGAGAGAGAGUCCGGGCCAAGCAUCCUGACAAAAUACCGAUCAUUGUGGAGAGGUCCUCAAGGUCACGAGCUCCUGAACUGGACAAGAAAAAGUAUCUAGUUCCUUCAGAUUUAACAGUGGGCCAGUUGUGCUUCCUGAUCCGUCAGCGCGUGUCUUUGAGACCGGAGGAGGCACUCUUCUUCUUCGUCAACAACUCCCUUCCCCCAUCCAGCUCCCCUCUCUCUGCUGUAUAUGAGGAGCAUCACGAAGAGGACCUGUUCCUCUACAUGACCUACAGUAAUGAGAGCGUGUAUGGUGCCUGAGAGAGGACAAAAGACUGGAGAAAGAAAGAGAGUGAGAGAAUGAGAAAGAGUGAGACUGUCAACGGAAUAAAGAGUUAAGGUUGUUUGUAAUGCU